UUAGCGUCACAGCCUCUUCCUGGUUCGCAAUGCUGCUUAUGGAUGCUAAACAUCUUUCUCACAAAACUACAAAUUAAUAAAAUUAGCUACAGAAGUUACAGAAGGAGAUAUAAGUGCAGUUGAGCGGGACACCGUCGCGAUGGGUUUGCUGACGAUUUUAAAGAAAAUGAAGCAGAAGGAGCGGGAGAUGAGGCUGCUGAUGUUAGGUCUGGACAACGCGGGGAAGACGACCAUCCUGAAGAAGUUUAAUGGAGAAGACGUCAGCACCAUCUCCCCAACCCUGGGCUUCAACAUCAAAACACUGGAGCACAAAGGGUUUAAAUUGAAUAUAUGGGAUGUAGGGGGUCAGAAGUCGCUGCGCUCCUACUGGAGGAACUACUUUGAGAGCACAGACGGGUUGGUGUGGGUAGUGGACAGCGCGGACAGACUCAGACUGGAGGACUGCAAGCAGGAGCUCAGUUCACUGUUGCAGGAGGAGAGGUUAGCUGGUGCAACACUGCUGGUGUUUGCCAACAAACAGGAUUUACCAGGAGCCCUGUCAAAAGAGGCAAUACGAGAGGCGCUGGCCCUGGAUGAGAUCAAAAGUCAUCACUGGUGUAUCAUCGGCUGCAGUGCAGUAACAGGAGAGAACUUGUUAGCUGGAGUGGACUGGCUAUUAGAUGAUAUUGCUGCGAGGAUCUUCACCGCCGACUGAGUGUGUCUGUUUUUUUUGUUUGUUUUUUUAAACAGCAGCAUCUCAUGUUGGGUGAGCUCUGACACGACCCCAGGCUCCUCACUGGACUGCAGAUCCUACAUAUCAAAAUAGAGAUUAACACUUGAAUUUUUUUUGUUCCAUCAGCUACUUGAGGUGAUGCAUGGUUACAGGAAUCACACCUGGCUUUUAUAGAUAUUUUUAUUUACUAUUGACAGACACAGUUGAUUCAGAUAUUUUGCAGUGGGAAAAGAUGAGCAGUGUGUGAUUCUAUCAAAAUGUCACACACACUGAAACCUAAAUAACGCUUGUUUACAGCAACGUAAUGACUGACAUGAACCUCUUUGCUCCCACUUUUAUACUAUGUGGUACAUCAGAUUGUCAGCUGAUGAUUUUUGCUUUGAUCAAAAGUGUUUUAACAAAUUUAAAAUGCCAUCUGAAUAAAGAUUGCUGUCACUA
Messenger RNA from Epinephelus fuscoguttatus (brown-marbled grouper), 1150 nucleotides. RefSeq names its product ADP-ribosylation factor-like 2 (gene arl2). NCBI's taxonomy places the organism in Eukaryota, Metazoa, Chordata, Actinopteri, Perciformes, Serranidae. Gene Ontology annotation, cellular component: microtubule cytoskeleton; cytoplasm. Gene Ontology annotation, biological process: protein folding. The coding region runs from base 140 to 694 and encodes 184 amino acids. The record is from RefSeq and is a predicted model, not a curated record. Gene Ontology annotation, molecular function: GTPase activity; GTP binding. The transcript is spliced from 5 exons.